Messenger RNA from Oncorhynchus kisutch (coho salmon), 1929 nucleotides. RefSeq names its product pre-mRNA 3'-end-processing factor FIP1-like. Lineage: Eukaryota; Metazoa; Chordata; Actinopteri; Salmoniformes; Salmonidae. The transcript is spliced from 9 exons. Bases 713 to 1138 code for a protein of 141 amino acids. The record is from RefSeq and is a predicted model, not a curated record.
GUCGCUGUGUUCGGCUUUGUUAAAGCGUAUUGCCUCAGAGUAAACGCAGCGUUUUCAGAAUCAAACAGUCUCUCUUUGAGCUGCUCAACCAUUACAUUUACAUUAGGGAUUCUUCAAGCAAUAGGCUGUCAUUUUACUUUCAUCCCUUUACAAGGAAAUGUACAGUAUGCAGUCUGCAGACAAGUUAAGUAAUAUCCCUGUUUGCAAAUCUCGUAACAUUCCCCUGUACUCUAUUCUUCAAAUGUUACAAAAGUCUCGAUCUAAACUGACUGUGUUUUUCUAGUGAUGUUAUCUUUUUUUCACAGUGCAAAGCCCAAGCCGACUGCUGAGGUCCAUGAGAAUGAAGUAGUGAAGCAGGAUACAGGUCAGGAAGACCAAGAAAGUGACAGCGACAAUGAGGAUGAUGAUGAGGAUGACAUGUGUGUAACCAUUGGAGCCCCGUCUCAGCCGUUCAGGGUUCUUCAAAGCACAUUGCCCAGAGUCAUGAAGGCAGCAUGUCUCUCAGUGUGUGUCUCCUUGGUGGUGAUGAUGAUAACGUUUGCCCCAAAGCCAAAGGAGUGGACGUGGAUGCACAGGGUAGUGUUAACGGAAUCCCUGUGUUGGAGGUCGACGUGGAGUCUUUUGAAGAAAAGCCAUGGAGAAAGCAUGACUCACACUUAACGAGGACUCCUGGAAAGCCUACUGUGAGAACCAGAGGAGAUUACGCAAGGUCAUGAACCACACUUCAGCCACUAAACUCAUGGUCCAGGAAUGGGACCUUCCCUGCUUUAGAUCUGACUACUCCUCCCCCAGCAACCACUACAAAUCAGCCUUGUCCAGUAGAAAGACAAACGGCACCACCAAUGUUACUGGAGGACAAACUGGUACCAUCAGCCGGGUAGAGGAACAGAGAAGUCACAAUAUAGAAGGAAAUAACAUCCAGGUGCUUUCCAAGCCAUCUGACGCUGAGCCUACUCCCACUAAGAUGCCCCCCUUCUUCCCCCCGCCUCCUUUCCCGCCUCCACCCUACAAUGUCAACUCCGCCCCUCCACUCAUUCCUCCACCACGUGUGUGGGUGCCAGUGCUGUCAGUCUGUCGGACUUCCUCCUCAUCGCCUGAUGAAUAUGAGGCAGAGGGCAGGAAGUCCCCCCUGGCCUGAGCUCACAGCUGAGCGCAGGCUGCCAUCGCUUCAUCUUCAAAGAUUCCAAAAUAGCACCCCUCACACACUCCCAGCACCCCCUAAGUUCAAUGAGCCCGGUACCGACAUGUUGUUCAACCUGUGCCAAAUAUCCUAAUACAACCAAAAUAUCAAACAUCCUGUUGACCCGGCAAACCUGGCUUUCCUUCUUUAAGUUACAGGCUCUGCCUCCUUUUGUGAUGCAAAUGUUCAACGUGAUAAAAAUAGCUCCUGGAAGAAAAGAAAAGUGUAGAGCCAGCAGAUUGGAGGGAGAGAGAGAGAGCUUUGUUACUCUUGGUACCAUAGGGUCACAUUAGUGGUGUAGUAUUAUUGCUUGAUAGGGCCAGGUUUUAGCGUGGGGUUGUGUUGUCAUUGCAGGCCAGUCUGUGUAGUGAAGCACUAAGGGAUGUUGUCUGGAGCUCUAGUGUAGAACUGGUGGUACUGAUCAGUGUAGUUUGGCACAUACAUUGUGGUUAGUUUGACACCUGUACUGACUGAUAUGGCUGUGACGGUCUUGGAAUUUGAGGUUGCGGUAAUUGGCCAGGCCAAUGUACAGACACCAACAUAAUCGUUCAAGGAUAUGCAUAUGCUUCCUAAUAAAACCUAUUUGAAACAAGCCAUUACACUUCGUUAUCAUCAUGGCGUUUCAUUACUAUUAUUCAGGUUAUUACUUUUAAAUAUGAAUCAACAAAUUAAGAAAUGCCAGGUUGGGGAGGAUCUGUGGGAUUUUUGUAUCGACACAUCAUCAGCUGAGUCAAAAUAAAGAUAUUCCU